Lactuca sativa (garden lettuce) is the source of this 1375-nucleotide messenger RNA. RefSeq lists its product as uncharacterized. The record is from RefSeq and is a predicted model, not a curated record. Lineage: Eukaryota; Viridiplantae; Streptophyta; Magnoliopsida; Asterales; Asteraceae.
UUUCCUUUUCCUCUCUCUCUCUCUCUCUCUCUCUCUCUCUCUCUCUCUCUCUCUCUCUCUUCUGUGUUGCUGUGCUGUCUCCUUAACAUAAUACCUAGAGCUAGAUCCUUACACGCAACCAAAUAUACAAAAAAUAAGGUAGGGUCUAUCCUGAAACACGAUAAGUGUAGAGAGGUGUAGUUUGGGUGGAAAACCUAUUAAGAUGGGAAGAUCAGGUCGCAGUGAAAAGAAGAGAAAACAAAAUAGCAACAGUAAUAUGGCGGGGUUAGGAGUUGGAGUGAAGAAAGGGCCAUGGACACCUGAAGAAGACCGAAAGCUACUGGCCUACAUCCAACAAUUUGGUCAUGGCAGUUGGCGCGCUUUGCCUGCUAAAGCUGGGCUUAAGAGAUGUGGAAAGAGUUGUAGGUUGAGAUGGACAAAUUAUCUCCGGCCAGAUAUCAAGAGAGGAAAGUUCAGUUUGGAAGAAGAAAGGACCAUCAUUCAACUUCAUGCUCUUCUUGGUAACAGAUGGUCAACAAUUGCUGCUCACUUGCCAAGAAGGACAGAUAACGAGAUCAAGAACCACUGGAACUCACACAUCAAGAAGAGAAUGACUAAAAUGGGUAUUGAUCCGAUGACCCACAAGCCAAAGAGUGGAACCCAACUCCUGGGCUCCAAUCUAAACCACAUGGCUCAGUGGGAGGCUGCUAGACUGGAGGCAGAAGCUAGGCUUGUUCAGAAACCAAAGAACUAUUCCAACCAACCACCCUAUCUUAUGUCACCUUCUUCUAUUCCUGAACUCCAUAAAAGGUCCACCACAGUUCCACCACCACAUUUACCAUGCCUUGAUGUGCUAAAGGUUUGGCAAGGGACUUUAUGGUCAAAUUACUCUAUCAACAAUGAGAGUCUCCAAUCACUCAUAUCCACAUCAAAUGUCUCCGAAAAUUUUUCGACCCUCACAGCAGCAAGGCCAGUUGAAGGUAAUGGUUCGUGUGAACAAGGUCAGGUCAAGAAACUUAAUGAUCAAAUCAAAACUCAAAUGGGGACAUUUGAGGAAUUUGAGUUCACUAAUGAUGCAACUUUCAUCAAUGGCGAUCCUCUUCGAUCACCCGAUCUCUGGGAAGACUUUGUUGAUCUUCUAGAUGGUGGUUGGAAUAGUCUAACCAGUAACUUUGGCAUGAUUGCUACACCACCAGCUUCCCCGGUAUUCUAAUAAAUUUUCUAGGUCGCCAAGAAUGAAAAUAAUGACAGAAAAUGAGUUCAAUUUGUGGCUUCAUUUAUGUCUUAGGAAAUAAUGUAAAACUAGCUAUAGCAUGCGUACGGCUGGAGUGUAGACCAAUAAAUAUAAUAAUGUCCCUGCAAUCGAGUUAUUUAAUCAAAAGCAGUUUUUAGAAAA